Molecule: messenger RNA, 4860 nt
Organism: Naegleria fowleri
Lineage: Eukaryota; Heterolobosea; Eutetramitea; Acrasida; Naegleriidae
Exons: 1
Coding region: 1-4860 (1619 amino acids)
Source: RefSeq, a predicted model, not a curated record
AUGAACGCGAGAGAAGAAGAAAAAGGUUGUUCUCCCUCCAAUAGCCCCUAUGGAUCAUCUCCUCCGGCUAUUUCUACUACCACUCCGAAAAGUAAUUUCAACUCCAAACCACAACUACCAACCAUGAUGGGAAAAACACCACCUGAAAAGAACACUCCUACCCAUCCACGGAAAGUCGUUAACUUUCAUUCCUCCUCUAAAUCACCCCCUUCCAAAGAAUUGGACGUGAAAAAAGCUCGAGCUCAAGCCUUAAUGGAAUCCCCCAAAAGCCCUCGGAAACGAAAUGAAGCCAUCAUGAUCUCACCUCGAUUAAGAUCGGAGCCUAUGAUGGGUUGUGAAUCAUGGGAAGUUGUUUCCAAGCAAGAUCUCAGCCAACGGGAAUCCAUUGCAGCCGAACGAUUUUUACGAUAUUUACAUAAUAAUCAAAACAUGUCGUUGGAAAGUGCAAGGUUGGCAUUUUCAAAAGUGAACACAAAUGUUCUCUUGUCGGACGAUGAACAAUCAUCGAUUAAAUUCAUUCGGUUGGAGGAGCUUGAGAAGCUUCUUAAGGAUCUUCCUCCACAAGAUGAAAAACAAUACAUUAUGGAAUGGUUAAACGAUUUGCACGAUCAAGAGGAAAUUCAGAGAAUGACAAAGACAGGCCUGGAUCAAAUGUUUGAUUCCCAUCAGGAUCCACACAAAACAGGACUCACCAUUGAGAGUCUACAUCAACAGGUUACAAAUUUCAAAAACAUGUUCAUUCAAGUGAGUGAAAAGAUCUUUAAAAAGUGGAUAUUGUCCAACCGAUUAGAAUCGAUUGUAUCACAUCUCAUGUUGGCCUACAAAGAAAUUUCAAAUCAAUUAAUAUGCAAUAGGUCAGAAUCAAUUGUACCAUAUAGCUCUAUUGAGGUAAUGGUGAGGAAAGAAGUUGAAAAACAAUUACGCUCUCAUCAACAUAAUCAUUCGAUGGAAGUAACCCAUUACUCAUCAACAUUUUCAAAUGAAUAUGAACGCCUCAACCAGAAAAUAGAUACCUCUAUUAAGGAAGUUACAAAGAAAAAUGAUGAAGCUCUUGAACUCAUGAUGGAUAGGAUUCUUCAAGAUUCAGAGGAGCAGUUCUCUUUCUUAACUUCAAGUAUUGGAAAUUUGCAAAAAGAUCUCCUCAAACUUCAACAUCAGAGUGUUGCUUCAACUUUACCUAUGAACCUUCCAGUGUUGAGUUCUGUAAAUCAAAAUAACGUUGAGUCUAAAGAAGGAAAGCUCUUCACCGAAGAUUUAAUUCGAUUAAAACAUGCAUUCGAAUCAAAAUUGAAAGAAAUUUCAGGGAACAUGUUUGGACAUUUGGAGAGCACAAGUAACAUAUUGGAGAGGUGCAACAACAUUGAAAGAACUUUUGAAAAGAAAUUUCGAGAGUUAAAAUCAAAAACGGAGAAAGAAACAAGCGUUUUAAAUGACAAGAUCAAUUCCAUGCAAACACAAAUUUCAGAGAACGAUUCAAAAUAUUUAGGCAUUCUUGAAAGUCAAAGCUGGGCAGAGAUGACAACUAAAGAGCGCCUCUAUGAAACAAAAUUAGAGGAAACAAAAAAAUAUUUUGCUCAUCAAAUUUCACAGCUCUCACAAAAUAUUGAUCAUCUUUUCAAGCACCAAGAUGAAUCGGAAAAAAGUAUGCAAACAAUUGCAAAAUCAAAUAUCCAAUUAACCCAAGAUAUUCACCUCCUUCAUACAGAAAAUUAUAAAAUUCGAGAAUUACAAGAAAUUUAUGAUGAGAAAAUUUCAAAAAUUGAAAUCGAGCACGAGUCGCUCCGAAAUUUACUCGACAAAUCACUGGAAGAAGAAACCUCUUCAAAGGAUAUUAUGAAAAAUAUGGAGCAUGAAAUAGAGCUUCACAAGGAUACCAUUUCAAAGCUACAGUCAAACAUAGCAAUGACAUCAGAAAAACUCUCGAGCGCUCAACAAGAAAUUAAUAAUUUAUCCAAUCAUCAGGGAUCAUUGGAAUGUAUUGUAAAUAAUUUACGGCAAGAUCUCAUAUCCAACACAAAAGAUUUACAACAACAUUUAAAAUAUCAACUGGAUACUAACAAGUGCAUUGAGACAGCUAUCAUGAAUUUAGAGAGCGUACGAAAUGAAAACAAGAUUUCCAUACAAAAUGUGGAAAUCAAAUCCACCGAAAGAGACUCCCUAAUUUCGUGUAUUCAAAAAGAUGUGGAAACGUUACGAGAGAAAGUUUUCAUAUUUAAUGAAUCACUCUUAUCUUUAGAUGAACGCUCUAAAACUAUUAAUGAACAACUAGCAAAGAAUGCAAACGAUAUUACUAGCUCUCUAUCGGAAAUGAAAUCCUACGUAACAACAGAGUUGGCUCAAAUCAAACAUCGUUCAGAAGAAAAUCAGAGUAUAUAUAACAAAUCUUUCCAAGAGCAGGAGGAUAAAAUUUCCGAUAUUCAAAGAGAAAUUCUAGAAAUGAAAAUGUAUUACGAAAAUAUAUUGUCUUUGCAGAGCUCCAAACUCGAAUCUUUAUCGUCUCUAAAAGACGACAUUUCAUCAUCAAGCCAAAGACAGCAAUUCAUUGAAACAGAGCUACGUCGAUUGAUAGAAUCUCUCUCAGCACAACUGAAUCAGCUUCACACUCACCACAAGACCAUCAUUGAACCUUGUUUGCAAGAGUAUCGUCUAACAUUUGAUACACUGGGAAUUUGGAGGAGUGGGAUUGAGGACAGUGUUGUAUUACUGAAAAAAAAGACACAAGAAAUUCAGAAUGGACACGAUCUAAUGGAUUCAACAAUGCAUUCUUUAGAAAAAAUAGUUAAAGAUUUGGAAAAGAACUUGACGUCUCAAGUCAAUACUAUGAUCAAAGAGGCAAUGAAUGAUCUAGAGAAACGUAUGAACGAGUUGAAUACUCUAAUAACCUCGAAUGGACUGAAACUUGACAAACAUGUCUUGACAUUUAAAAAAGAUAUUGAUCUACUUUCAAAAAGUAGCUCCACUUUAUUGGACGCACUUCAUCAUUCUGAGCGAGGACUCUCAGAUAAAAUCUCUACCACUAAUCAGCACAUUGAAUCGAUUCAUAAAUGGAAAAGUGUCAUUGAUGGUUUCAUACAGACCCUCCAACAAGAUGUCGAAAAAGAAAAGGCCAAUUCCGAACAAUUUUUGAAGGACAUUACUAAACUUCAAACAUGGAAACAAGAGACUGACCUCAAUUGGAAUAUGUUUCAUCAACAACUUAUUGGUUUACAGUCAAGCAAGGAGCAAUUCGAAAAUUCUUUCCAAGAGAAGUUGAAAAUAUCUGAGGAAAAACAGCUUACAAUUAUCAAUGUGGCCCAUGAAGAGUUUAUUCGAAUCGAAGGCAAGCUCAAUGAGGCCUUAAUGACUAUAUCCGAUAUCCAGAUGCAUACCGAAAAUUUGGAGUCGAAUAUGAACGAUAGAAUUGUAGCUUUGGAAGAGAAAGUUGGUUCAUGCCCGAACGAGAUAAAGAGGAAUUUAGAUGAGAAAAUUACAAACACCGAGAUUGGAUUGACAGAGAGAAUCAAUGCGCUACAAACCACUCUUGAAUCAAAGUUGGAGCAGAAUUACAUUGAAUCACGUAAUACUACUGAAAAUGCAGCCUCGCUUGCACUUGAACGUGUCCACACGCACAUUGCACAACUACAAGAAUGGAGAACAAAAAUUGAAGAAAACACCAAUCAACGCAUUUCAUCGAUUCAUACCACUCUAGAAUCUCACAAAUCAACCUUAGAAGAUUUUCAGGCAGCUACGACUCAACACUUGAAUAUAUUCAACACCUGGAAAAUCAAUUCAGAAGAGAAGUUGGAAAAUCUUUUGUGUCUGGUCAAGGAUCUAAAGGAACACGACGAUCAUGUGGAUAGGAGUGUGAAAGAGCUGCAGAGCAUUAUGGUUACAAAUGAAAUGGCGUCGAGUGGUACUACAGUGCAAGAGAAAAUGCUGAACAUGUUAGAGAUCCAAGAGACGUCUAUACGUCACACAUUUAAUGAGAGAUUUUCAACAAACGACAAAAGCAUUCAAGAAUUGAGGGAUGUGACAGAUCAAAUUAGAAAUCAUUUAACUUUGCUAAACCAAAAUUUGGCUAGUGUAGAACACUCAUUCAAGCAACAAAUCGUGAGCAUGUUGGAGAAUGCAAAUUCAACAUGUUGCACAAACAUGCACGCUCUGGAACAGACCAUGCUAGAUCGAUUAGACACGCUCUCUGUCAAUCUUGAUCAAAGAAUGGAUCAACACAAGAGACAUGUUGAGACGGCCUUGCAAAAGUCCACCACACUCAGCCAAGAAAUUCAAAUGUUGUCUCAAGUUACGACCCAACUCGAUCACCAGAUUCAACAAUUGGCUCAACAUUUGACCACUCUAGAGAGCCAAAAGCUCAAAGAAAUGGAUGAUAAUAUUGUGGAUAUUUACAAAAAGAUUGUCAAGCUGUAUGGACAAAUGGACAUGCAAGGAGAGGCAUCCAAGUUAAUGGAGAAUAUUAUUGGCAUACAGGCUGUCCUUAGUGAAAGCCAUCGAAAAAUUAGUGAUAUGUGUGAACGUUCAUUGAGCGACAUGGAAACACAUGCUGUAUCAUUAAUCAGUGAUUUUUGCAACAUUUUGAAAGAAAAGAGAGAGGCCAUGUCGUCGAACAUGCCGACCUGGCCACCAACUUCUGGUACACCAAAUAGACCAGAAACUCGGAACACGGACGACAAACUCGGAACAGUGUCACACAGAAGAGAAGAAAAAGAGAUCUCUGUUGGGCAACAUCUUUCACAAAGCACAUCACCACCCCUCGAUGAUGCUGACGAUAAUGACGCUGAGGCUGAGUAUGCAUCCAUGAUGCAACAAAUUCUUCUUUUGCAAUCAAUGGCUCAGAAUCUACCUUCCUCUCCUCAAAGUAAAUAA